This is a messenger RNA of Arachis ipaensis, 1113 nucleotides long. RefSeq lists its product as uncharacterized. The record is from RefSeq and is a predicted model, not a curated record. Lineage: Eukaryota; Viridiplantae; Streptophyta; Magnoliopsida; Fabales; Fabaceae.
AUGAGCUUAGUAAAUGGGCUCCGAGAAGGCCCCUUCUCACAGUCCAUCUCGAAACGGCACCCGACUUCUUUGAGUGAUGUACAGGAAAAAGCUGAAAAGUACAUCAAUAUGGAAGAGAAUGUCCGGCUACGAGAACCAAGCUGGCGACCUGGGCAACCUCACCCAACAAGGGAGAAAGAGAGGGAGUCCAAGAAAAAAGAAGAAGUCGGGUCUGAAAGGCCCAGGAGAUAUGACACUUAUACUCCUUUACGAGUUUUUCUAGUCGACAUCUAUAGAAAAAUUUGUCAUACUGAAAGGCUACCUCCCCCUCGGCCCAUCAAGAACAAGAAGGGGGGAAGUCGUGCCGAGUAUUGUGGGUACCAUAAGCUAUAUGGUCACUCAACAAAUGAUUGUUACGACCUAAAGAAUGUGAUAGAAAAGCUGGCCAGGGAAGGUCUGCUUGACAGAUAUCUCACAGAAAGGUCGGACCAUCAUGGCAAAAGGAAGCGAGAUAAGGAGGAUCGAAGAGAUCCACCACCACAGACCCCGAAAAGGCACAUACAUAUGAUCUCAGGGGGGUUUGCUGGAGGAGGUCUCACAAAGUCAUCUCGUAAGAGGCACCUGAAGGAAGUCUACCAGGUCGGGGGCGAAUUGCCUGACCUCCCAACCAUCUCUUUCACCAAAGAAGAUGGGCAGGGCAUUGUUCCCGGACAUGAUGAUCCGGUAGUGAUUACUAUGAUUCUCGCCAAUGCCCAUCUACACAGAACCCUGGAGGAUCAGGGGAGCUCGGCUGACAUCCUAUUCAAACCAGCAUUCGACAAAAUGGGAUUGAAUGAAAAGGAGUUAAGAGCAUACCCUGAUACCCUAUAUGGGCUGGGAGAUACACCCAUAAAACCAUUGGGAUUCAUACCCCUACAUACAACUUUUGGAAAGGGGAUGAAAUCCAAGACUCUAAGCAUCGACUUUAUAGUCAUUGAUAUGGGCUCAGCCUAUAACGCUUUAAUAGGCAGAACAACCCUAAAUUGGCUUGGGGCACUGGUAUCUACCCCCCAUCUUUGCAUGAAGUUUCCAACACCUGAGGGAAUUGCAACCAUCAGUGGAGAUAAAAAAACUGGCGGAAAAGUGCUACAAUGA